CACACUUUUCAUCUCCCCUUCAUACUCCCCACCAAUCCUCGGCCAAAUUACCGCACACGACCCUUGCUGCUCUUGUACCAGUGCCAUCACCGCCAUUUCCGUUGCUGUAUCUACCACCCAUACGUCUCACCUCCAACCAUCCAUCCGAUAUCCCUGCCACCAACCUAGGCACACACCACCUUACACUCCAUGCUCAGGCAGUCCGAUUCGGGGUGCAAGCCGCCCUCAGCAGCGACGUUUUCCUUCACCGCACCCUUCCCCGCAUCCGCAUCUUCCUCCGCUCACCACCACGCGCCACCAAAGCAACGACGCGUCUCGCUCGCCCUUCCCUCGUCGGAGACACCGCGCAUCAUCUCGGGAUGGAACUUCCGAGACGACACCACCAUCGCUGCCCACUCGGGCUCCGCGGUCGCAGAUGAUGAGCCCCUCUCAGAACGCCGUGGCAAGAUGCGCCGUAUCUCCACGGCACAUGACGCAGCUCUCGCUGGCAUGAGUGACAGCCACGACGGAUUCAUCAUUUCACAGAAGCGGCAGCGCAAGAAGUGGUCGGAGGAGGAGACAGAGAUGCUCGUCAAGGGCUGCAACAUCUGGGGCGUCGGCAAUUGGAAGGCGAUCCUCAAAGACCCAAGUCUAAAGUUUGACAAUCGCUCCCCUGUGGAUCUCAAGGACAGAUUCCGCACCUACUUUCCUGACGCAUACAAGGAGCACUACCCCAACGCAAAGACCCACCUCUCAUCUAAAGUCCGCUCCACCCACCCAGACGGUCGUCCCCUUUUCGAGAAAACGCGUUCCAAGAAGCGACGACCGUUCACGGAGGAAGAGGACCGUGCUCUGAAAGCGGGCUACGAGAAGCACGGGACCGUCUGGGCUGCGAUUGUCAAAGACCCCAUCUUCCAGUCACAGAACCGUCGAUCCACCGACCUCCGUGAUCGAUUCCGCAAUGCAUUUCCUGAGCUCUACCAGGCGGCAGGAUACAAGCCACGAGGCGCGCCAAAGAAGCGAGACACGGGGCGCGUGAUGCCCAUUCGAGCUGCUACUGACGAUCAACUCGGUCGAGGGGUCGGUCCCACAAGAAAGCGGAAGACUCGGCAGUUGGGAAGAGGGGGUACAAAGAGCGUGCCGGAGAGCGCGACGGGGUCUGAGGAUGAGGGGGAGAGCUCGGACGAGGAUGGGCUGUUUCGGUGCCCGAGCAUCGUACACAUGAGCACCAUGGCCAGCAAGCCCGCAACUUUCAGUGAAGCACGCAUAUCGACGCCCACCACCACAUCCACCUCCGCAUCCGCAUCAUCAGCUUCUGCAUCAGCACCAACUUCUGCGACUGAGCCGUCCUCCGCGUCGGACAUGUUUCCUGACAUGGAAUACGAGGCGAUCGAUCCCUUGUGCGAGCCGCUCUCGCUUCCUGAUAUGCUCCCGGGCGGGUCACAGAGCCUCUCCGAGCUGACGGACACCAGCACGAGCCAGGCAUGGUCGAGCAGCAUUGACACGCCCCUAAACACGUCUGCCUGGUCCGGCCCCAGCGCCGCAUCCCCAACGACGUCGCACAUCUCGUCCGACUACAACAUCCUACACCCCCAUCUCCAUCACACGCAAACUCAGGGGCAACGCGAAGGCACUGGCAAUAUCGGCAAGUCCGCGUGGGGCGCGCAUGACUGGUUUUCGCCGAACCCAAGGCUUGGGCAGGACUCGUCCACCUCCGGUGAGAGUGCGUACGCAGACCAGCUCUCUCUCUCGCCCACCCCUUCGUCGCCUUUUGCCCUCAGCGGCCUCGGCGACUUCGGUCUCGGCGGCCUUGCGAGCCACCCGCUCGGACUCGGACACGCGUUCGGUUUAGGGCUUGGUCUGGGGCCUGGAGGUGCAUACGAGCACGCACACGGGCACGGCGUCGUCGAGCGCUACGAUCUAUUGCCGUCUGCCAGAGCGGCGGCGGCGGCGGCAGAGAGGAACGGGCUCGGCGGUGCGCACCACCACCACUCGUACCCCUACAGCAGCCACGGGUACGGGUAUGGCUCCGGCUUCGGGUUCGAGAGCAGCGAGGGCGGCGCGCCCGACAGCAGCGAGGCGUUCUCCGACCCGGGGAUGCGCCCACCGCACUCGCCCGGCUCCGCGUCGGCGUCGGCGUCUGGCGUGUCGGGCUUCGAUUUCGACGGCGAGAGCAGCGGCAUGGUCGGCGGGACGCACGGGGGCGGGAUGGGCGGUGGUAUGCGCGGGUUCACGCACCACUCGAGCUACGCGGGCGAUCUUAUCUUUGGUGCGCGGACGCAUCAGCCACUCGCGUCGCUUGGCGCGCUCGGGCAGCUGAGUAUGAGCGUGGGCGUCGGUGCGGUGGGCGGGCUGGGUACGGACCAGGCGGCGGCGCUGUAUGGCCCUGGGUUCGGGUUUGGUACGCCCGGGGCUGCUGCCGCUGCCGCUGGGAUGGUGGAUGGGAUGGGGCUGGGUCUUGAGGGGAUGGAGGGGCUCGAGGGGAUGGAGGGCCUUGAGGGGAUGGAAGGUAUCGAUGGCAUGGAGGGCAUGGAGGGUGUUGGCGUGCAUCGCUCGCAUAGGACUGGGAGGACGCCUGGUUUGCCAGGUAUCGACGAGAUCGAGCUGUCGAGCAUCACGCUUAGCGACGCGGACGGCUCUGCGGCCGAGCCAUCUUCUACCACUGCCUCCGCCAACAACACAUCCAGCGGCUCGAAUUGCUCAGUCCCGUCUGGUAUCAGGAACGUGCCCCGGAGCAGGAGCAAGACCACAGCCGAGGCUGGGGUGCAGAAGGACGUGACGACGGACCCGGAGAUGGCUAUGCGCUUGGCGGGACUGGAGCUGUUCAAUCUUCCUCCUAGCGAGCUCGAGGAUAUGGUUAACGACGCCACGUCUGUCCCUGCCUCUGCUGCUUCCCUUUCCGGAACCAAUGGCUCUACGACCUCUGCCUCUGUUUCCGCUGCUGUUGGUACUGAUGAAUCGGAUGCAGCCGACGACAAUGACAUGGAUAUGGGGCACGACCAUGAAACUCCUCCCGCCACGCCUCUUAUCACCACCGGCCGGAGCGGCGGACAUGGACGACACUUCCGCGCUGCGUCGACAGCGCACCUUCCUUCCCAUGGGCUCUCGCAUGCCCAACGUCACAGCCAGUUCCCGCAUGGGACUGACGGUCACCAUCACGGGCAGAGCGGUAGCGGGCAGCACGUCCGCUCUGUGUCGGUCCCACCGAGCGAGCACCGCAUUCCCAUCCGCACACCCGUGAUGCAGCCACAGGUUGCGAGCUCGCGCUCGUUGCCCUUCUUUGAGGCCCUGCCGCCUCCUCAUCCUGCCGUUGCCCAGCCGCACCAACAGCAGCCUCAUGGACUCCCCGCCCAGCCCCUGCGCUCACUCUCACAUGACGCCCACCCCGUUUCCCCGCCGACAUUUUCUACCUCGCCCGCUGGCGCGCACAACAGCUCCACGCAGCAGCAACAACAACAAGAUGAGCUCCAGUACCCUGAGCCGCCUACGCACACACCCGGCAACGGCACGCUCUGGCGUCUCCCCGCAGGCUCGAGCGAGCAAUACGGCAUCCCCUUCCUCGACCUGCACUACUUUGCCGCCGCGUCUGCCACCGACGGCACCGCCAUCGGUCCGGGCACCGGUUUCGGCGAGACCGGGCCGGGCGGAGAAGACGCGUCGCGGCAGGGCCAGGCGCUCGACCUCGCGGGCGCUGGGACGUCGUUCAAGCCGAGCUCGGCGGCUUAUCAGCACCUUGCGUUCCUGCAUGCUCAGCACCAACAUCUGCACCAGCAGAGCCAGCAGCACCAGCAACCGAAUCCGUGGGCAGGGCUCGCGCUCUCGCCCGCGGCGCUGCAUACGCCCGAGGCGCUGCUUGCGAUGCGCGGUGGGCACGCACAGCAGGCGCAUGGCCAGGGCCAGAGUCAGAGCCGGGAGAGCGGACAUGGCGCCAGCGGGGCGGGGGCGGGGCGGCACCACCAUAAGGGCCAGAGUUUUGUCGCGCCUGCGGAUUUGCUGAUCCGCAAAGUGGGCGACAACAAGCGGAAGCGCGCGAGCUGGGACGGGGGUGCGUUCUGAGUGUCUUGUCGGCACGUUUCGUGAUCUGGAUUUCCCUUCUUCUUUCACCAUUGCUAUGAUUUUCUCGAUUCUUUCAUCAUGCCGCUGCUGCGCUGCUGCUUCGUGUGUGCUAGCUACACACCUUUCGCCCCGCCUGCUUAUGUUUUUCGUCCAAUUUGGCUCCCACUCAUUCAUCAUCGCAUCAACAUUACACAUACUAGUCGUCAGGCAUACGUUCUCAUGUUUUAUCUUUUGAUGUCUUUCUUGUCUCGUAUUGCUUUGGGCUUGGUCUUUUUUCUCUCCUCUCGCUUUAUCAUCUGCCUUUUUGUCUCUGUCACCACACAUACACGCAUACCACAGGUGCAUAUAACACGGAUCCAACAUGCACGCAUCAUAGUCUUACGUCAC
Coniophora puteana RWD-64-598 SS2 is the source of this 4422-nucleotide messenger RNA. RefSeq lists its product as uncharacterized. The coding region runs from base 190 to 4035 and encodes 1281 amino acids. The transcript has 3 exons. Lineage: Eukaryota; Fungi; Basidiomycota; Agaricomycetes; Boletales; Coniophoraceae. The record is from RefSeq and is a predicted model, not a curated record.